GGGUAUUGUUCGAUAAACAAGUCAGUGACACCAAUUAAGCGAUAUCCCUCAGUUGCUAAAAGCUUAACGUUGGAUAAUAGCUAAACACCACUCGAGUGUUUUUCGCUGGGUAUGUUUGGGUAUGAGAAGCACAUGCCCUCUGGAGUUCCGAAAUGUUGCAACUGCUUCAUCGGGUUGUACGUUUAUUUACUACGUCACGGAAAGCAUAUUUUUGAGGAAGUGAAACUCGACAAUAGCUAAACUAGCUAGCUAGAUAAACCAGCAUUCUUCGUUUUGUCGUUCGUUUAGCAUGAUAACUUAUCUUUGUUAAAAUAUAUUUGCAGCUGAAGCUGUGGUGGUGCUUACAUUGAAAAGUACAGGAGGCUGAUAGAACCUUGCACAUGUUCACAGGAUGAAUCUUAAGGCUGUUCUGUGUGUCCUGGCAGCCUGUUUUCAAUCAGCCAUCUCUCUGAAAACAGGAAAUGGGACAGAGACUGCAAGAGACCUGCCCCCACUACUGCUUGUGUCAUUUGAUGGCUUCCGAGCAGAUUAUCUGAAUAAAUACUCUUUUCCUAAUCUGCAGAAGUUCUACUCAGAUGGUGUUCUUAUUAAACAACUUACCAAUGUCUUUACCACUAAAACUUUUCCUAAUCAUUACAGUCUUGUCACUGGACUCUAUGCAGAAAGUCAUGGUAUGUUGGCUAGUCGCAUGUAUGACCCACGGGUAAAAAAGAUAUUCACUCUUCAAAAUGAUAGUGAUCCUUUUUGGUGGAAUGAAGCAACACCAAUUUGGGUGUCACUACAGAAAUGGGGUUAUAAAUCAGCAGGUGCUAUGUGGCCAGGAACGGACCUGCAGAUCCAAAAUCAAACCUCAUCUUACUUCUUGAAGUAUGACUCAAAGGUGAGCUUCAAGGAGAGACUUGGGAACAUAACAAAAUGGCUGACUGAAGAUGACUCUGUAAAGUUUGCAGCUUUGUACUGGGAAGAGCCAGACCACACAGGACACAAAUAUGGCCCGGAGAACACCACGGAAAUGGCCAGGGCACUAAAAGAGGUGGAUGAUCACGUAGGUCUUUUGAUGGAGCAGCUGAACCAGACAGGGCUUUGGGAGCGGAUUAAUGUGAUCAUUACUAGUGACCACGGCAUGGUCCAGUGCUCUCAAGACAGACUUAUUCAGCUGAACAAAUGUGUCAAUCCCAGCAGCUAUGUUUUGGUGGAUCUUACGCCAGUCACUGCCAUCCUCCCUCUCACUGAAGUGUCGGUUCUGUACAAAAAUCUUAGCAACUGCAACGUUCACAUGAAGGCUUAUCUUAAGGCUGCAAUACCUGAUAGGUUGCACUACAGAAACAAUGAGAGGAUUCAGCCAAUCAUCUUGGUGGCUGAUGAAGGUUGGACAGUUGUCCAGCAGGGCAACCUUAAGCGAUUGGGUGAUCAUGGAUAUGAUAACUCUCUACCCAGUAUGCACCCAUUCUUGGCAGCCCAUGGGCCUGCCUUCCGCAAGGACUAUUGGAUGAACAGUAUCAACAGUGUAGACCUCUACCCCCUCAUGUGUCACCUCCUGGGCAUCCCUGAGUUACCCAACAAUGGCAGCUUCUCAGCCGUGCAUUGUGUGCUGGUCAGCGAGAAAUGCCCUGAUCUGGGUGUGAUUGUGGGUAUGGUGAUCGGGGUCCUCAUUGUGCUCUCUACCAUCACCUUCCUCUUCAGACUGAUGAAGAACAGAGAGCCGUCGACAUCGCGCCCGUUUGCCCGUUUAGAGCUGCAGGAGGAUGAUGAUGAUGAUGACCCUAUGCUCGAAUGAGCUGCUGAAGGGCUUGGAAUAGACACAUGCACUUACUUGGAAGGAGGGCUUUAAAACUUGGCUCACUCUCGUGAGGUCUGCCAAAGAAGAGAAAAAUCAGACAAGACAAUCAUGCAUAGAGUUUAGGGAAAGAUUAGACCAUAGUGAAAUUCGUAGUCUUUUUUCUUCCCCCUUCAUUGUGAAAACUGAAAAAAAACUGCAUUAAUUCCCUGUUUUUCUGGUCAAGGUAUAGGAGGAUAUUGAGGUUACUUAUAGAAAAUUAUAAUGAGUCCUGGUUGUUGUGGAAUGUUUCUCUUUUUUUUUUCUGUUUUCUGAAGCAUUUCCGAAUGCUUUUAUUCCCAGUGCAGAUUAGGUCCAUGAUUUGAAUAGUUAUUUUCAACUUCAACUUAGACAAUAGUUGAAUAAUUUGAUCCAUACUCCAGAAAAGAUGCAUUUAAACUUUGAAUUCAUAUGCUUAUGGCUUGUGUCAGAUACACUAGCACAAUGCACUGAAAGUUUUGCUUUCUGUUGAGGCUGUUAUGACUGGUACUUGAUUUAUUCUAAAAGUGAUUUUCUGAUGUACAUAAUACAAGUAUAAUAAUGUUUUGUGGCCUUCCAAAAGUGUGAGAGCUAUGCUGUAUUUCUGUAGACUGAAUAUUCUGCAUAGAGCUGAGGUGAUAUUCUGUUACAUCUCAUGCUACAGGUUUGUCUGUAUUUUCCUGUGUACUAUAAAUUAAAUACCCCAAAAUUAGGGAUACAGGAAAUGCUGUUUUUUGUUCAAUCUGGAUAUUGAUGCUUAAUUAUCCAUAAUAGGAAAUUGCAUUUUUCUAUUUGAUGGUAUAUAAAUAUAGGCUAUUGAUUUGGAUAGUUUUAAGUCUUUUUUCAUUUAUUGAUCUUUAAAGAGGAGAAUAUGCUUUCACAAAAAGAAUAAAGAAUUACUAUGGGUGUUUUCUGUAGUAAUUUACAUUAAUUGAGAAGCAUGCUUUGCACUUGCCUUAUGUUUGUGAUGAGAGUGGUUUUGUCAUUGUUUCUCAGAAACAUCACAUCAUCUCAGAAAGACUUAUCUGAUCUCCUUAUCUCAUAGAAUGUCUUCCCCAGUGCACUAUUUUUGCAUUUCAGUGUAUUUCUUUUGAGGAUUUGUUCUGUGUGUAAUUGAAUCUAUGCAAAAGAAAGUGUGUCCAAAGAACAGUUAUAUGUGGAACAAUGAGAAAGUUUGCAUGUUUUAAAGAUUUUAUUUUGGUAUAAUUAUGCAUUUUGUUUUUAUGCCAACUUAUCGAUUCCUUCACUGAAAGUAACAUUCUGUAAAAUUGUGAUAUUUAUUUAUUUAUUUAUUUGUUUAUUUAUUUGAUGACUAGAGGUCACACUCCGGGAUGUGUGUUUUAUGAAAUAAAUAGCAAAACAAGUUAAUGGGUCAUUCUAAUCAGGUUUCAUAGAUUCAGCCUAAGAUUGAAAUAUUCAGGUGGAAAAAAAGAGAAUGAUCAUCUUUAAUGUAUGUCUAUUAGUUUGUGGAUUAAUUUCCUGAACGUUGGCUAGAAUGAUAAUGAAUUGACAGUGUUGCUUGAAAUAUCUUUCAGUCUCUAAUAAAUUGACUUUAUUAAAAUGGC
This is a messenger RNA of Electrophorus electricus (electric eel), 3360 nucleotides long. It is a transcript of the gene enpp4, whose product is annotated as ectonucleotide pyrophosphatase/phosphodiesterase 4. Lineage: Eukaryota; Metazoa; Chordata; Actinopteri; Gymnotiformes; Gymnotidae. The record is from RefSeq and is a predicted model, not a curated record.